CCUUUAGAUCGGGCUUUGUGGGAAUGAUUGUCAGUGGCUUAAUGAGCGCCUUUGCCAAGCUAGAGGCUUUGGCAACAUAUGUGACUACAGUGCCUCUGUGCCUCUCCGGCUCUCCAGCUCGUACCACACAACACAGAACGGGCUCUCCUUUUUUACUUCGAAAGAGAAUGUUUACCUAACUCCUGGUUUUCCUUUUUUCUCGUGGAUGUUAUUACCUGGACAGGAAUAGUUACUCCUCUCAUGGGGACCGGAGCUGAGGAUGAAGUGAAAUCUUGUACCGCAUCCUCAGCGCGCCAGAGAAAUGAACUGAGGACCGAGCAGCAGACAGCACGCGUUUCUUGAGGACGUCCGAUAUUCAAAAGACAAACCAUGAGGUUACAGAAGAGCCCGGGAUUGGCCGCUGUGCUUUGCCUGAUCAUCUGUAUGUGUGCCUUCUAUACAACGACAGCCUUCGACAUCCCACUGGAGGUUUUAGGUCAUGUAAACAUCGAGCAGCUGCCCACCAUCACCGAUCAGUCGCCCAGCUCUCUCAUCGCCUUCCCCUUCGACGAGAGCUUCCCGAUGACGUGCGAAGCCAAGGGAAACCCCGAGCCAGAAUUCAGAUGGACCAAGAAUGGCCAGGAAUUCGACCCCGAUCUAGACCCCCGACUGAUGAAAGAGGAGAAUUCUGGGACCUUUGUGAUACCUAAUAAUGGGAACCUCACAGAGUACCAGGGAAACUAUCGCUGUUACGCCUCAAACAGACUGGGGACCGCCAUAUCCAAGGAGAUUGAGUUCAUUGUGCCCCAUGUUCCCAAGUUUCCUAAAGAGACCCUGGAUCCUGUGGAGGUCGAGGAAGGCCAGCCUUUGGUUUUAGAGUGUAACCCCCCUCAAGGGAUACCCCCCCUCCAGAUCUACUGGAUGACCAUCAAUCUGCAGCACAUCGAGCAGGAUGAGAGGGUCUCCAUGGGGCUGAACGGAGACCUCUACUUCUCUCACGCCGUGGAGAAGGACAGCCGGAGAGACUACUGCUGCUUCGCCGCCUUCCCCAGGAUACGCACCAUCGUUCAGAAGAACGCCAUGUCUGUCAUCGUCAAGACAAAAAACAUGAGUCCUGAAACCGCUAACGCCAUCCUGGAGCGGAGACCCUCUCUUCUGACGCCUUCUGGUGGCAAGUCAGAGACACAGCUGGUCAAAGGGGAGGACCUGCAAUUGGAGUGUAUUGCUGAGGGAUUUCCAACUCCUCAGGUAGAGUGGGUGAGGAUGGGUCAUCAGCUGCUCCCCUCUAAAGCCAUACAGGAGAGUCACAAGAAACAGCUGAUUGUGCCGAGGGUUGAGCUGGAGGACAGCGGGAAGUACAUGUGCAAAGCCAAGAACGCUCUGGGAGAGGCCGUCCAUUACUUCAUGGUGACGGUAGAAGAGCCUCCGGAGUGGGUGGUGGAGCCGGAGAGUCUGCUCAGUAUGAUCGGAUCAGACGUGCUCAUCAAGUGCUCGGCCAGCGGGACGCCCCCCCCCAGGAUCACAUGGAGGGUGAACGGAGAGCCUCUGCAGGGUUCCCCCGCAGCCAACAGGAAGGUGUUUGACGACACCAUCAUGCUACACAACGCCAAAGAGUCUGACAGCGCCGUGUAUCAGUGCGAGGCCUCCAACAAACACGGCACCCUUCUGUCAAACGCAAACAUCAUGAUCAUGAAUCUGGCCCCCAUGAUUUUAACCAAGGAAGGAGAGGAAUACACCGCUGUGGAGGGGAAGGGAGCGAUGAUGCACUGCAAUGUCUUCAGCUCUCCUCCUCCUACUAUCACAUGGAGCAGAGACGACUCCCCUGAAUCCGUGCAGGGACAGAGGUUUAGUGUUCACGACAACGGGUCGCUGGAGAUCUACGGCACGGAGAAGGACGACAUGGGACAGUACCAGUGUUUUGCGAAAAACACAGAGGGGUCGUCCGCCCUCAACGCCAUGCUCUACGUGAGAGAUCCCACCAGAAUAGUGGCGGCCCAGGAGGACCUGCAGGUGUUAGUCGGUACCACGGCCCAGCUGUCGUGCCUCGCGCAGUACGACAAGUCCUUCAUCAACGACUUUGAGCUCCUGUGGGAAAAAGACGAUAUACCAAUAACCCUGAACUACACUGAGAACUCAAGAUACUUUGUGGAGAAAGGAGUCCUUCAGAUCACCAAUGUGAGCCACAGGGACCAGGGUCUCUUCACCUGCGUGGCCAGAACCCCGGUGGACCGAGACGCCGCCUCAGCGCUGCUCAUGGUGUUAGAUGUCCCCGAUGCUCCUGAGUACUUGGUACUGUCGGACCACAAGAGCAGGAGUGUGAAACUGAAAUGGAUCCCCGGGGAUGAUCACAACAGCUCCACCACAGAGUUUAUCAUCGAGUACGAGGAGAGCCAGUGGGAGCCCGGAAGCUGGAAGGAGCUGCUCCGAAUACCUGGGAACCACAACUCUGCCGUGGCCAAACUCCACGGGCACGUCGACUAUCGCUUCAGGGUGUCCGGAGUUAACGAUGUGGGGAGGGGGCGUCCCAGCGAGCCCACGGAAAGAUACAAAACCCCGGCCACAGCUCCCGACAAGAACCCUGAAAAUGUCAAAAUCGAAGGUCAUUUGCCACAUGAAAUGGAUAUCAACUGGGAGCCCUUGCUACCCAUUCAGCACAACGGUCCGGGUUUGGAGUAUGAGGUUUUCUACAAGAGACAAGGGGUGGAGGAGGACUGGCAGAAACACACGGUGAAGAGACACUCGUUUGUGGUGAAGAACACCCCCACCUUCGUGCCCUACGAGAUCAAGAUCCAAGCCAGGAACAAUCAGGGCCGGGCCCCCGAGCCAAAGAUAGUGUCCGGAUACUCAGGAGAGGACUUUCCCUCUGCUGCACCUGAGGAUGUAUCCGUGGAGGUGAUGAACAGCUCGGUGGUCAAGGUUAGCUGGACGCGUGUACACAAGGACACGCUACACGGACAUCUGGGAGGCUACAGGGUAAACUGGUGGCGUAUGCGAAGCCUGGCCGACUCUAAGAAAAAACACGGAGACAAACAGACGCUGGCGUUCCCCGGGGACCGAAACCACGGCGUGUUGCCGGGACUGACGCCUUUCUCCGAGUACAGCCUCAUCGUCAUGACCUUCAACGGACGGGGCAACGGUCCAGGCAGCCAUCCCCUCAACUUCAAAACCCCAGAGGGAGUCCCGGAGAAAAAUCCUGUUUUCGGGGUCACGGAUGUUCAGAAGCACACCGUCUCCCUGGCGUGGGCCGCGCCCUCGGAGCCUAAUGGAAUUCUCACCGGGUACCUCCUCGAGUAUCAGCUCAUCAACGAGACGGAGGAAGUGGGCCCCCUGCAGACCGUAGACAUCAGCGACCCGGACACCAACAAGUGGAUCCUGCGCGACCUGGAACCCUUGAGCAAAUACAAGCUGUACCUGCGCUCCUGCACCACCAUGGGCUGCGGGCCCAUCAGCAGCGAGGAGUGCACCACCACCCUGGAAACAAGCCUGGCCAGCGUCCACGGAGGAAUCUCCACCCAGGGUUGGUUUAUCGGCCUGAUGUGCGCCAUCGCUCUCCUCACGCUCAUUGUGCUGAUCGCCUGCUUUGUCAACAGAAAUAAAGGAGGGAAAUAUUCCGUGAAAGAAAAAGAGGACCUUCACCCAGACGUGGAGUCCCAGGGCAUGAAUGACGACACAUUUUGUGAAUACAGUGACAAUGACGAGAAGCCACUGAAGGGCAGCCAGCGCUCGCUGAGCAGAGAGAUCAAAGCGGGGGACAGCGGGGACAGCCUGGUGGACUACGGAGACGAGGACGUCCAGUUCAACGAGGACGGGUCCUUCAUCGGAGAGUACGCCGGGCGAAAGGAGAAGAGGGUGUCCGCCGAGAUCAAAGCCCCCGCUCAGACCCCGGCGUGAGGAGCGGGAUCUUCCAAAUCCCCCCUGUACGGACAUUGAAACCUGCAGGGAGGAACCAGAGCAGACAGACAUUAUCCACCGAGCACAGAGUGUUGUGUCAAUCGUAAUGCGUCAUUACUGCCACCCUCAUUUUAUACAGCUCCGUUUUGUCAAGUUGCAACAGAGUGACCAUUACUAAAUGCUGUGUAUAUAGAGUGUAUAUUGUACGUCCUUUUUUUAUAAUUAUUAUUUCACACAAAAAGUUUAGAGGGCUUGGAUUUUCUUUUCUUUUUUAUCUGCAUUACGCACUGUUUGUACAAAUGUUAGGAAACUCUGUGACCCAUCAUGUUAUGGAGAUGGUAUAUCAUCUUGUAGCAGGCCACAGAUAGCCUACGUGGGAAUAUCAAGUUGAUAUUUGUUUUUCAAUUGGAGCAUAAUACUGACAUUUUAUAUUUGAAAUUGAUUCAUUAAAUAUAAUGUAAGAUGUGUAUAAAGGUUGCUUAUUAA
Molecule: messenger RNA, 4356 nt
Organism: Trematomus bernacchii (emerald rockcod)
Lineage: Eukaryota; Metazoa; Chordata; Actinopteri; Perciformes; Nototheniidae
Gene: chl1b
Product: cell adhesion molecule L1-like b
Exons: 27
Coding region: 370-3870 (1166 amino acids)
Biological process (GO): cell-cell adhesion; brain development
Molecular function (GO): cell-cell adhesion mediator activity
Source: RefSeq, a predicted model, not a curated record